AUGUUGGUGUUUUGCCUCAUUUUCACCCAUCAACUAAGCACACAUCCUCAUUUAGCGAAUUAUCUGGUUUUUCAACUGCCACUUCACACUUUUCUCAAGUUGAAGACGCGACUUAUUAACGUGACCCGUGAAAUAACGCGUGGUAUUGUCGCGAAUCCAAUCGUGACCUCGGUUCUGAUCCGUCACUACAAGGAGUGGCAAGUGGAACCGGAGGAUACCGUGAGGGAUUUGGCCAGUCUCCUCGCUCAACUACGCCACAUCCUCCGACAGGUCCUGCUCAUCACCCCACGAGAGACGGCUCUGCGGAGUGACUACAUAGAAAAAACAGAGAGACGUACCAAAAAGGAUGCCAGAACGAUCCAGCAACUGCUUCAACGCCUCAACGACAUGAAUCAGGCGUUCAAGAAAGUGUCAGAGAAGAAAAUUCUGGAGAUUGAAGAACUCAACGCCAAGAUGCUCGCAGUUGAGCAGAUAACCAGUGAGACCAUCUCCAGAAUGCGAACGAAAUUCGAAGAGGAGCAAGUAGAAGCUCGGAAGAGGCACAAGCAGGCCAUGGCGAUUCUGACUGAGGAAGUGGAGGCAACACGGUUGAUGUACGAGGAAGAGAAGAAAUCCAUGCGAAAACGCGAAACGGCUAUUCGACAGCAGAAGUGGCGACUGGAAUACCAACUUGAGGGUCAUGUGAAUAAGAUGGACCAGAAAUUGUACGAACUCCAGGCGAAGUACGAAGAGACGAUGAAUCAAUACGUCUUUGAAUCUAAGGCCUACGAAAUGCUGACGAAAAAAUUCGAGCCUUUAAAAGUGGAGUACGACGAGAUAAUGGAAGAGGCCGCGAGGCAGGAGGAGGCGAGGCUACAGGAACUACGCGAAAAAGAGGAGAUGAUCAGAUCAGCGACAUUCAUUACUUCGCUCUACAGAUCAUUCAAGGCGCGCCAACGCAUUAGGGCAGAAAGGAGGAGGUGGAAGAAGGGAAGGUUUUGA
Mesocestoides corti is the source of this 981-nucleotide messenger RNA. The record is from the annotation of a GenBank genome assembly. Lineage: Eukaryota; Metazoa; Platyhelminthes; Cestoda; Cyclophyllidea; Mesocestoididae.